GCGGGGAGAGAGAGAGGCAGGGUCAACUAAUGACCUGGCGCACUGCUAAAUGCAUGGAAAUUGUCUGUCUGGGCCAGAGUUAGAGAGAGAGAGAGAGAGAGAGAGAAAUUACAAUUAAUUGGAAAUAUGGCUAAGCCGAGAAUUAGCUCAGGGGGGUAGGGGGUGGUAGGCAAUGUCCCUCUCACUUUAUCAGCCUGCUAAGUCUUCUUGAAGGCAAUUGAAAAGCGGGAAAAGAAUAAUUAUGAAAGCCACCCCCCUCCCCCAUGCCUUUGACAUCAAGAUUAAGACUUUAGACCAGCUAAAAGCUGAGGAGAAAAGCUGAAAAGUCAAGGAAAAGUCAUUUGUUUUAAGGAACUUUUCACCUCCUAAACUUAGCUUAGAAAAGUCAGGAAAAAAUACCUCAUCACAUAGCCUAAGGAAAAGCCUUCGAAACUUUAGGCCUGGCUAACCCCAAACCUAACUAACAUUCCAAACGUUGAUCGUAAAGACUUCACACCUACACACAGACUUCCCCUUUUUGGCUUUUAAAUUUUUCCUUAAAAAAAAAAGGAAAAAUUUUCAAAAAGAAAUCCGUAAAAAAAAAUCAGAUUCAAAAUUCCCACAAAAUGACCUCCUCUUGGGUGCUUCUCAUCGUUACCAUCCUGCACUUUGGAAUGCGCGGCAGCUGCCUUCUGGACAUCGAACGUUUCCCGGUCAUUCCCGGCACCAUCUAUGCCGCUCACAUUGCCUACUGUGCCAUCUUGCACUUCCUGCACGACCUGGACAUCCUUCCCAUACGCUAUCGUCGUCGCAUGGGCUGGCUGGCUGCCUUCCUGAUCGAACUGGUUUUGGGCAUGGCCUUCAUGGAGAUUAUGGGUCUAUGGCUCUGGUGCAGCGUCGAGCACAUCAUUCACCUGACCAUCCAGUUUGUUCUGCGUCAUUAUGCCGGUAUUCCCACUGAUCUCUACCAGCGCUGGGAAUGGGCAAUUAUGGGUGGCCUGAUGACCUCACUGGCUGCCUUGCUUUGGCUUAAUGCCUACGAGGCGACGGAACCAGUCGAGACUAAAAGCGAGUUCAUGAUGAAGGACUUGAAGGCCAAGAUAGCCAGUCGCCAGCAGAUGAAGCGAGAGGAGAGGCAAAGGCAGCAGGAGCAGAAGGAGCAGGAACUGAAGGCAAACCAAGAUCAAGAUCUGGAGAAGAUCAAACACCUUGCUGAGAAGAAGCGAGAGGAGAGGCAGAGGCAGCAGCAGAAGGAGGAGCAGGAGCAGCAGCUGAAGCCAAACCAAGAUAAAGAUCAGGACAAGAUCACCCACCUUGCUGAGCAGAAAACAGAAGAUGAUCCCAAAGUAAAGCUACUCGAUGAGCAGCAUUUAGAAGUCCUAACCACAGCCACCGAUUGCUAGCUAUUAACCAGCUGGUCAGUUGGCCAGUUGGAAUCUCAAACCCCCUGUUGGCCCCUUUGAUGUCGUCGCCACUCAUUCCUCAUUGGACAGGCAGGCAAAGAAGCAGGACUGGGUGAAGAGGCAAAACGGGCGAUCAUGCCGGGAAACCAGACCAGAGGAAGCAAAUGUAUUUAUUCCAGCCAGAUGGACUCGAAAAGCUCUAAAAGACCGUGUGGCCUAAAGGAUGCUGAUGUUGGCUUGGGGGGCG
Drosophila eugracilis is the source of this 1629-nucleotide messenger RNA. RefSeq lists its product as uncharacterized. Lineage: Eukaryota; Metazoa; Arthropoda; Insecta; Diptera; Drosophilidae. The transcript has a single exon. The record is from RefSeq and is a predicted model, not a curated record. The coding region runs from base 606 to 1382 and encodes 258 amino acids.